Papaver somniferum (opium poppy) is the source of this 2491-nucleotide messenger RNA. Its product is annotated as transcription factor bHLH137-like. Bases 777 to 2069 code for a protein of 430 amino acids. The record is from RefSeq and is a predicted model, not a curated record. NCBI's taxonomy places the organism in Eukaryota, Viridiplantae, Streptophyta, Magnoliopsida, Ranunculales, Papaveraceae. Gene Ontology annotation, cellular component: nucleus. Gene Ontology annotation, molecular function: protein dimerization activity; DNA-binding transcription factor activity. The transcript is spliced from 9 exons. Gene Ontology annotation, biological process: regulation of DNA-templated transcription.
UGGCUGUAAAUAUAAAAAAGGAGAGAAAAAUUUGAGUGUAGUACAGAACAGGAGGUUUGGUUUGUUAGGAUAUUUGGUAAAUGUGUCAGUAAUAAAAAGAAGAAAGAGAUAUCAUCAAAGGAGAAGAUAGAUAAUUGGAUAACUUGGGUUUCAAGAGAAGAACAUCUUCUUCUUCUUCCUCAUCCUUGUUUGAUGUAUAAUGGAAGAUUAAAAUAAGGCAUUAUUAUUUCAAGAAAAGCAAAAGGGAGAAGAGAUUAGGUUUUCUUUUCUUUUGGCAGAGCAAUAAUAAUUUACUAAACAAGAGCAGUUGAGAGAGGAGUAGUUAGUCUGUCAUCUUAAAAAAGAAAAAAGGAUAUCAUUCAUACAAUUUACUUGGGCAGGACAGUUUUCACAUAAAUGUGAUUCAUCUUAGGGUUUUGGAAUAUAUAAGCAAGGUUUUGGAGUGUUUUGUACUUGGGUUAGAUUGUAUGCCUGCUGUCCUGGAUUUUGUCUUUCCUUUCUUUUCAGUCUCUAGAGAUAUGUUGCAGCUUAAUUGGUUUCUUUUGCUUUAGUCUUCAGUUGGCUAUAAAGCUGCCAGGGUUUUAUUUGUUUGUUCCUUGUAGAGUCUUGCAAGCAAUGAACAUCUACUUUCAGUCAAACUAUCUUUGGCUGGCUUUUAGUUACUAGAUAUCUCCAUCUGUUCUUCUUAAAGUUUGAUUGUAGAUUUAGGGAUUCUUGUUGGUCUACUGAAUUGAGUGCUAAAAGAGUUCAAACUGUUAGUUUGGUACUAUACUACAAUGGGCAUGAAUGGUAAUGGUGAUUUGGAAUUUCAACAGAGACUAGGGAUGUAUACAAAUUUGAUCUCUCCAUCUUCAGGGAUGUGUACAAAUUUGCAGACUGAGAAGGUUGUGGAAGAGAUGUCAAUGAACCAAAUUUCCAUUUCUAAAUCUACACAUGAAGUAGACUCAUUCUUUCAUACUGGUUGGAACCCACUUGUUACACUGCCGCAAACCAUGGAAUUCAAAGGUUCUUUGCUGGAUUCUCAUCAUCAGAUUGGUAUUCCUUCACUGAAUGUUGAUUUACUAGAAAAUCAAAGAAUCGGCAACUCGCCUCACCUUGUUCUCUAUCCAUCUGAUCCCAAUCUUGUUGGACUUGAACCUAAACUUCCAAGCUUUGGAAGUGGGAGCUUCAUAGAGAUGCUUGCUCCGUUCUGCAUUCCUGAAUCUCACCAGCUUGUUCAUGCUGAUUCCCUCCCUGGUUAUCCCUCAAACAAGGUAAACACUGUGAAUCCUACUUCAACUUCUGGGAAGGUAGCUGAUCAUGGUGUAAUCUUUCAAGAAGAAGUGCCAGUUGCAAAUGACUGUGGUAGAAAACCGCUCUACAAUGGAAAGAAACGAAAAAGGGUAAUGGAUAAUCCCACUGGGGACACCCAUUCUCAACUUAAUUCAACUCAGAGUAUGGAGACUGAGCAACAAAUGGUUACUCCAAUUGAAACAAGUGAGGAUCUGAAAGGGCAAAAUGAGAGAAAGCAGAGAAAUAAGCAAAACCCAUCUUCAGAACCUAAAGACAGUUCACAAAAUGAGGAAGCUCUAAAAGAAGAUUACGUUCAUGUAAGGGCAAGACGAGGCCAGGCAACCAAUAGCCAUAGCCUUGCUGAAAGAGUGAGAAGGGAGAAGAUAAGUGAAAGGAUGAAGCUGCUUCAAGACCUUGUACCAGGCUGCGAUAAGGUUACGGGUAAAGCACUUAUGCUUGAUGAGAUAAUUAACUAUGUGCAGUCACUGCAAAGGCAAGUUGAGUUUUUGUCAAUGAAACUUGCCACUGUUAAUCCUGACAUCAACGCCGAUAUAGAACGGAUUAUGUCCAAAGAUAUUCUUCAUUCACGCGCUGGGGGUUCAGCUAUUCUUGGUUUUGCUCCUGGAGUGAACUCAUCUCACUCUCAAGCUAUGCCCCAUCUCUUCCAUCAAGCUAUGCUGCCUAUGCAAAGUACUGAUGUCCUUCCCCUCUCUGCUCCCCAGAUGUCAAGUGUAUGGGUCAAUGAUGAUGAGCUUCAAAGUGUUCUGCAAAUGGGUUCAACGAAAGUAGAGAUAUAAAAAUCUGAGGGAUAAACCUAUAAAGUAGUUUAUCCCUUAUAACAGGAAGCUUUCAGAAGUUAUCAGCUAAUCAGCUACAUAUUCGAUUACCUGGGGAAUUUAUUAGAGUUGUAUAGUUGAAGAAGAGUCCUAACCGUUUGUUCUUCGAAUUUUAGUAGAAGAAAGUAACAACAGUGUAUAGUCAAAGACAGCAUAAUAGAGAUGACUUUGAUUUUCGAGAGAAGUAAUUGUUUUUCUGUUCUUUGUAUGUUUGUGUAUAAGUUAUAAUAUUAGUAUAGAAUAGAGAGUGUGUAUUUUGAUAUAACCUUUAUGAGAGAAUUUGGUCGAAAAUUGUAAUUUAAAGGUUUGCUUUGUAGAUUUGGUCGAAAAUUGUAAGUAAGAACUUAAACGGUUUCAAAUAUUUUACUUGAGUUUGUGGAAUG